AUGAGAAGAGCCAAUGAAGCCAUAGUAAAAGAAAGACACCAGAUUCCAAAAGUUGAAGAAAUCCUCCCAGAGUUGCAUAAUGCAAAAUACUUUUCAAAGAUAGAUUUAAAAGAAGGGUAUCACCAACUAGAGUUAGCAGAGGAAUCAAGGCACAUAACAACAUUCCUAACACAUGAAGGUUGUUUUCAAUCAAAACGUCUUGUGUAUGGAGUCAGUUCAGCCUUUGAACAGUUUCAGAAGGCUAUUGAGCAAAGCAUUGCAGGUUGCCCAGGCACAAGGUCAAUAUCAGAUGACAUUCUGAUAUGGUCAUCGAGUAGAGAUGAAAUGGCAGAGCGUCUUGACACGCUAUUCAAAGCAUUGCAUGCCAGAAACUUAAAGAUCAAUCCAAAGAAAUGUGUAUUUGGAACAACAAAGCUCACAUUUGCAGGAUAUUGUCUAACAGACAAAGGAAUUCAUCCAGAUAAAUCCAAAGUGGAUGCAGUCAACAAUGCCAAAGUCCCAACAAAUGCAACAGAAGUAAGAAGUUUCCUAGGUCUAGUCAACUUUUGUUCACACUUUAUCAAAGACUAUGCUACACUUACGGAACCUCUGAGGAAACUCACCAGAAAGGACACUACAUUUGCAUGGAACAAGGAACAACAAGCAAGUUUCACAAAGUUAAAGGAAAGCCUUACAAAUGCAAGCACAAUGGCUUAUUACCAGCCUCAUGCAGACACAAAAGUUAUUGUAGAUGCUUCACCAGUAGGACUAGGAGCAAUCCUUACUCAAAAACAACAAGAUGGACAAUUCAAGCCAGUUGCUUAUGCAUCACAUGCAUUAAGCCCAACAGAACAAAGAUAUUCUCAGACAGAAAGAGAAGGCUUAGCCGCAUUUUGGUCAACACAGAAGUUUCAUUACUAUUUGUAUGACAGAGAAUUUACAAUAGUAACUGACCACAAACCACUUGAAAAACUAUUAUCAGCAAGAGGAAGCCCUACACCAAGAUUGCAAAGAUGGUUACUAAAAAUGCAACCAUACAAGUUCACUGUUCAAUUUGAACCAGGACACACAAAUGCAUCUGAUGUACUAUCUCGUUCACCUUUACCAGCUACAGGAGAAAAGUUAAGUGAUGAUACAGAACAUUUCAUCAACUCAAUUGUUUAUGAUGCUAUUCCUAAAUCAGUCACAAUAGAGGAAAUUCAAGAAAUGUCAAGAAAUGAUGAAAUAUUGAAAAACAUCAAAGAACAGAUCAAAUCAGAGAAAUGGUCAAAAAGUCCACAAUACAAACCAUAUUUUCUGAACCGGAAAGACCUCUGGAUCAAAGAUGAUAUUAUUUUAAAAGGCACAAAGCUAAUAAUUCCCACAGAUCUAAGACAAAGAAUACUUGCCACAGCACACCAACAUCACUUAGGCAUUGUGAAAACUAAAGGAUUACUUAGAGAAAAAGUAUGGUGGCCAGGAAUAGAUCAAGAAGUGGAAAACUUGAUAAAACAUUGCCAUGCAUGUCAAGUAACAGGAUCCAAUAAAGUCAAUUUUGAACCACUUGAGGUAACAAAGAUACCCUCAACAAAUUGGCACACAGUAGCUUUGGACAUUCAAGGACCAUAUCCAACAAAGGAUUACUUAAUAGCACUCAUAGACUACAGAUCAAGAUACCCAGUAGUUGCACAAGUCAAAAAUAUCAACACAAAGACGGUAAUCAAAGCAUUAGAUAAGAUAUUUUCUAUGUUUGGUUACGUGCACAAAUUAGUUGCUGACAAUGGAAAACAGUUCAUUUCAGACGAACUCAAACAGUACCUCAAACAACAUGGGAUAAAGCUAAGGAAUGUGACACCGUAUUCACCAUGGGUCAACGGUGAAGUUGAAAGAUUCAACAGAUCACUCAAAAAGGCAAAUCAAUGUGCACACGCAGAAGGAAAAGAUUGGAGAGAAGAGCUGAACAAGUUUCUACUUCUCUACAGAACAACCCCACAUGCAACAACAGGACAGUGCCCAGCUACAGUAUUUUUUGGACGUGGUAUCAAGAAUGACAUACCAGAAUAUGCAAAGGAUGAAUCACAAGACACAGAAUUAGAUAGGAAAGACAGAGAAAAGAAAGGAAAAAUGAAAAAUUACACAGACAUCAAAAGGAAUGCAAAAGACAGUGAAAUUCAGGAACAAGACACAGUGCUAGUAAAGAAUCUCUGGAAAAAUGACAAAUUAUCUCCAAAUUGGUUAAAUGAGAAAUUCAAAGUCAUCAAGAUCUACAGGAAAAGUGCUUUACUAGAGAAUGAAAGAGGAAACAAAUUUUACAGGAACAAAGAUCAUCUCAAGAAAUACAAUGAGAGUGAAUCAAACAGACAAGCAGUACCUCAAAAGGAAACACACACAACACAGAUGAAGAGGAAGACAUCUUAG
Rhopilema esculentum is the source of this 2376-nucleotide messenger RNA. The record is from RefSeq and is a predicted model, not a curated record. NCBI's taxonomy places the organism in Eukaryota, Metazoa, Cnidaria, Scyphozoa, Rhizostomeae, Rhizostomatidae.